Molecule: messenger RNA, 1962 nt
Organism: Prunus dulcis (almond)
Lineage: Eukaryota; Viridiplantae; Streptophyta; Magnoliopsida; Rosales; Rosaceae
Product: serine/threonine-protein kinase STY13-like
Exons: 7
Coding region: 476-1534 (352 amino acids)
Biological process (GO): protein phosphorylation
Molecular function (GO): protein kinase activity; ATP binding
Source: RefSeq, a predicted model, not a curated record
CAUACGCGGAGAAGACUAAUAAAUUAAUCUCAACCCUACUUACCUGCCAUCCAUCCACCAUCACCUUCUUCACCAAACUUCCAAAUCUCAACCUCAACCUCAACCUCAACCUGGGUCUUUCAGUUUCAGCCCUUCUCUCCUCUGCUCUGCUCUAAGUCUAUUUGCUUUGCUACUUUGCCAUCCUUGUUUCUUUGCCAGUUUCCCAGUUCCCCAAAAUAAUAAAUAUAAUCCUCUCUACUGACAGAGCUCCCAUCAAUCUUCAUUUUUAAAUUCUUGGGUUGUUGGUGGGUGCCUCUGGGUUUUUAUUCUUUGCCUCCCAAACAAAGGCAGGCAUUAGAUUUUGUUGGAUUGGAUCUACAAGCGUGAUUUUGGGGAUGGGAGACAAACAGAAAAAAAAGGGUAUGCUUUGUAUUGGUUAGUCAGUAUAUGCAGCUAGUUGGUUCAGCUCUUGUUUUCAAGAAUUUAGAGAGAAAAUAUGGGAUCUGGUAAUGGGGUUUAUUCAGUUGGGGAUUUCAAUUUGGAUGCCAAGUGGCUGAUCGAUCCAAAGCAUCUUUUUGUUGGGCCGAGGAUUGGGGAGGGCGCGCAUGCCAAAGUGUACGAAGGAAAAUAUAAGAAUCAAACUGUUGCUGUAAAAAUUGUUCAUAGAGGAGAAACUCCAGAGGAGAUUGCCAAGAGAGAAUCACGGUUUGCAAGGGAAGUGGCAAUGCUGUCCAAAGUGCAGCACAAAAAUUUAGUAAAGUUCAUUGGUGCCUGCAAAGAACCUGUCAUGGUCAUAGUGACUGAGCUUCUUCUGGGCGGGACUUUGCGCAAAUACUUGUUCAGUAUGCGGCCAAGGUGCUUGGACAUAUGCGUGGCAGUUGGGUUUGCACUUGAUAUUGCCCGUGCUAUGGAAUGCUUACACUCCCAUGGAAUCAUUCACCGGGACCUGAAACCUGAGAAUUUGAUCUUGACCGCAGACCAUAAAACAGUUAAACUUGCGGAUUUUGGCUUAGCAAGAGAAGAGUCGUUGACAGAGAUGAUGACCGCCGAAACUGGGACAUAUCGGUGGAUGGCUCCUGAGCUUUACAGCACAGUUACAUUACGACAUGGAGAGAAGAAGCAUUACAAUCAUAAGGUGGAUGCUUACAGCUUUGCAAUUGUAUUGUGGGAACUCAUCCAUAAUAAGCUGCCUUUUGAAGGCAUGUCGAAUCUACAGGCGGCAUAUGCAGCUGCUUUUAAGAAUGUGAGGCCCAAUGCUGAAAACAUUCCUGAGGAUUUGGCUUUGAUCGUAACUUCAUGUUGGAAAGAGGAUCCAAAUGAUCGGCCCAACUUUACCCAAAUUAUACAGAUGCUGCUGCAUUAUCUCUCUACUAUUUCAGCACCGGAACCUGCUAUCCCCCAACGGAUAUUCAGAUCUGAGAACGCUGUACUACCACCAGAAUCACCUGGUACUAGUUCUUUGAUGACUACGCACGAUGACUCGGGUGAAACCCCUAAAAUCGACGUGGAAGAGAAGCCUAAAGGUUUUUCCUUCUGCUUUAGCCAGUGUUAUUGAUCCUCUAAAGCCAUAAUCUUGGCUUCGGAGGUUUCCCAUAUUACUCUUAGGAAAGCUCAAUAAAAUCAUGCCCUUAAAUAUUACUAAACUACUAGUCUUAGGGGGUAAGUUUGCCAAAGGAAGCUGCCUUGCCCUGCCAUCUGAUGUUAGUGUCAAAUUGUUGGGAUAGGCCUUGACUUUUGUUUGGUCUGAAGGAGAUGAAAUCAAAAGGAAUUUAGAGUUCUGGAGUUGGGGUUGCUGUGAUGUAGUGACAUUGUAAAAAGAAGGGGUUCAUCCAAAAGCCUUUGCUCCUAUUCAAGAAAUCUCUAUUGAGCAUAUCAUAAUCUCAAUCUCUACGACCGUUGACAUUCAAACUCUGUAACAAAUAAUAUUUUUGUUGCCUUUUCUUUUUCUUAGCAGUCUAAUAAAGUUGAUUGUUUCUGGAUGUA